Molecule: messenger RNA, 1537 nt
Organism: Brassica oleracea var. oleracea
Lineage: Eukaryota; Viridiplantae; Streptophyta; Magnoliopsida; Brassicales; Brassicaceae
Product: putative FBD-associated F-box protein At1g05080
Exons: 3
Coding region: 8-1537 (509 amino acids)
Molecular function (GO): protein binding
Source: RefSeq, a predicted model, not a curated record
GAAAAAUAUGUUAAGGCAGCUUUUAUCAGGUUUCAGCUCAAUUCAUGUUGGUUUGCAGGUGGGAUAUUUGAUUUCGAUACUAAUAGAAAAAGGGAUUCCGAUACUGUUAGAACAAACAUCCCGACGAUUCCCAAAGAGAAAAGUCAAAAGUUUUGGGGUAGAAGACAGGAUAAGUGCGUUACCAGACGAUUUGCUUGUGCGGAUAUUGUUGCUUGUGCCAACAAAAGAUGCCCUGGCUACUAUGAUUUUGUCAAAGCGAUGGCGGUCUAUUUGGACGAUGGUGCCAAAGCUCGACUACUUAGAGAUGAUCAGUGAUGAUACUAACAAAGUAGUUAUUGGCGGUUUACUUGGUCGUUUACUGGAGCGAUUUUUUGGCAGAAAUGAUCAGAAACGACUGUGGCUUUUGCGGUUUAUUGACGAGUCAUUACAAGCCCAUAAGGCACCUGUUUUAGAAGCAUUAGCUAUAGGAGUCGAUAGAGGACGUCACGUUGAUGUUGUUGAUGUUGGAAAUUGGAUUAAAAAAGCGGUUCAUAGUAGAGUGCGUGAGCUAGGGUUUAUUCUCAGAUGGUCCGCGGAGCCUACUAGGUUACCUAAUAACCUUUACACAUGUGAUACACUUGUUUCUCUAGGUCUUUCCAACAAGAUUCUUGUGGAUGUUCCUUCUCCAGCAUGCCUCCCAUCCCUCAAAUAUCUUAUACUUGACUCUGUGGUAUACAAAGAUGAAGAUUCUUUGGCUCGAUUCUUGUCGAGUUGUCCUCUUCUCAAAACUUUGAUUGUGGAACGACACCACCAAGACAACGUAAAAGUUUUCAAUAUAAAAGCCCCAUUUUUGGUGUUUUUAUCAUAUCAUUAUGUGAAACUAGAACCACAUGGCGAAGCAAUUGAGGGAAGUUUAGUAAUAGAUUCUCCGGCUUUAAAGAAAAUCUUCAUCACAGAUCACUCGAGAGACUCUUACUCGAUCGAAAACGAACCUCGCCUUGAGAAGGCAAAUAUCAACUUCCGUUGUUAUCCUGAUGACAGGUUUAGGACAUCUCUUUCCUCAGUCAUGUGUCUCGAAUUAGUUUUGAGCUUUGCAACGUUUUCCUGGUUUAGCACUAUUGGCUACUCUUAUCUUAUGGAGUGUAAGAUAAUACUUGUACACGAUUUAGACUGGUUACAACCACUAAUGUUUUUGCUUCAGAAUUCUCCUAAUCUAAAAGUUCUUCUCAUCGACAAGACAUUCAUUCAAGUUGCGGAGGAGUUGCCGCUUUCAUGGAACCAACCAAGUUCUGUUCCCGGAUGUUUGUCAACCCAUCUAGAGAUCUUUGAGUGGAGAGAAUACAAAGGAAGAAACGAAGAGAGAGAAUUCAUAAACUAUAUCUUUGCUAACUCUAAGUGUUUAAAGAGAGCUGGAUUCUCUCUGAAAUCAACCGGCAACCAUAAAGAUAGAAAGAAUAUGAAAGAUUUGGAGUCUAUGUAUAGGGUUUCAACAUCAUCCCAGCUUCUAUUUUCCACUCAGGUGGAAUAUAUGAGUGUUUCAGGUGAAACAAGGGAGUGA